Dendrobium catenatum is the source of this 800-nucleotide messenger RNA. RefSeq lists its product as uncharacterized. Bases 63 to 611 code for a protein of 182 amino acids. The transcript has 3 exons. Lineage: Eukaryota; Viridiplantae; Streptophyta; Magnoliopsida; Asparagales; Orchidaceae. The record is from RefSeq and is a predicted model, not a curated record.
CAAACAAAAGAAGAACAAAGAAGGAGAACAAGGAAAAAAAAAACAAGAAGCAGCAGAGUCCAAUGGCUUCUCAGAUGAUCCCAAUAGCACUUAUUCUCUCCCUCUCCCUCUCCCUCCUCCCUUCUUCUCUUGCUGUGGUUAUUUGUGAGGAGUUGCCCUUAGAUCUAUGUGCUUUCUCGAUAUCAACGGCGGGACAUCGAUGCAUUCUGGAGAGCUAUCGGGCAAAAGAUGGCGGAGAGCAGACAAAGAAUCAGUGCAAGACGUCGGAUGUAGUGGUGGAGAGGGUUUCGGAUUGGAUAGAGACUGAUGAAUGUGUGAGGGCUUGCGGUGUCGAUCGAACUGCCAAAGGAAUCUCUUCUGAUGCCCUCCUUGAUUCACAAUUCACUGGAAAGCUCUGCUCAUCGACUUGCCAUGAGAGCUGUCCCAAUAUUGUAGACCUUUACUUCAACCUUGCAGCAGCUGAAGGUGUUUUCCUUCCAGAUCUCUGCCAUGCUCGUCGAUCAAGCCCGCACAGAUCGAUGGUGGAGCUGCUGAGCUCUGGGGCUGCCUCUGGUCCAGUUGCAGCAGCCAGUGCGAUCGCCGAUGAAGUCGCUCCUCCUCCUUCAGCAUAAUCAAUUGGUUCUCUGCAUAUAGAUACAUACUUAUAGCAGCUUUGUUUGGAGUGUAAAGAAAUGUAAGGAGAUUGAAGAGCACAAAAGAAGGAACCAUACAUAUUUCUUGCAUCUAUAGAUUCACAUGUAUUUUAUAUAAAUUCUUUUUACCAUGUAACUAGUGAUUCAAAAGGGUUUAUUUGGAUUCUA